Messenger RNA from Candoia aspera, 824 nucleotides. RefSeq names its product killer cell lectin-like receptor subfamily B member 1B allele C. The transcript has 6 exons. NCBI's taxonomy places the organism in Eukaryota, Metazoa, Chordata, Lepidosauria, Squamata, Candoiidae. The record is from RefSeq and is a predicted model, not a curated record.
ACACACACUCCUUCAAAGGGCACUCUGAAGAACAUCUUGUCAAAUGGAGGAAGAGGAAGGCUACUUGGCACUUAACAUCCAAGCCAGAAAAGAGCAGAGUCCGAUCCCCAUGUCUCUGAAACCAGAUACCCUGCUGAGAUAUCGUUGUUAUCGCUGGAUCAUGACUGGGGCUGGAUGUGUUUUGAUCAGCCUUUUAGUAGGAGCUAUGAUAGCGCUGCGUAUCUAUGCUUUUCAGAGAAGACAAUCUAAGGAUGCUUUUGACACAUCUGUUGACUCUCAGGAGACCACCAAUGGCACAGAAAUUAAGCACAGCCUGGGGAACGCUGUCUCUCCCUUGCAGACCUUUUUGUGUAAGCCAGUCCCAGUUAGCUCAACAGAGACUUUCAGAUGCCACUUUUGUCCUUGAAACUGGUCUUACCAUGAUGGCAAAUGCUACUGGGUUUCAAAAGAAGCAGGGGUUUGGAAGAAAAGCCAGGAAGAAUGCAGAGCCAGAGGUGCUCAGAUGUUGGUGCUAAAGGGACAGGAAGAAAUCACUUUUAUUCAGAGUAUUUCUGAAGAAACACAGUUGCUAUGGAUUGGGUUGAUAGGAACAUUUCCAGCAAGAGAGUGGAUGUGGGUUGAUGGUUCCCCACUGAAUGAAAAACUGCUGCAAGAAUUGGGGCCGCUUUUAGGAAACAGCUGCGGGAUGUUGAACGGGCACAGCGUUAUUGCUGAAGCCUGCACUACUCUCUCCUUGUCGAUUUGUGAGACAGAAGCUCUGGAUGUAAAUAAUCAUUUGGGUUGAAAUUCUGUGUUGGGCGCUCUUCUGCAAAGCUUGGUGUUGG